This is a messenger RNA of Acanthoscelides obtectus, 165 nucleotides long. Lineage: Eukaryota; Metazoa; Arthropoda; Insecta; Coleoptera; Chrysomelidae. The record is from the annotation of a GenBank genome assembly.
AUGAUCCUGCGAGUGUGUGUGUACGGAAGAUUUCGGAAUACCUGCUUUUCGUUUGCGAAAAGGAAGGUUUGUCCCUUCCCUCUGUGUAUUUAUUAGUCUAAGGCAUUCUCUAUCUAUACUAAGUGACAUAUAAAUCCGAACACCCAGUUUAAAUGGUUUUAUUUU